AUGAUUCCAGGUGGACUAAAGCCAUCUCAACCAGCUGAUGCUGCUGCCGUAACAGCUCUCAAUGCGGUUCGACACGACCCAAAGUUAGCUCAUAUUCCAGGAAACCUUGAAGCAAUUACAUAUACAACUCAAGUUGUUGCAGGUACCAACUUCUUUAUUAAGGCACGUACCCCAAAUGGUUAUAUUCAUCUUCGAAUCCAUAGAGCUUUGAACGGUAUGGACUAUUCUCUCCACUCUAUUCAAGAAGGAAAGACUCUAGACGAUAAAAUUACCUACUUUUCUUAA
Heterostelium album PN500 is the source of this 285-nucleotide messenger RNA. It is a transcript of the gene cpiB, whose product is annotated as cystatin A2. Gene Ontology annotation, molecular function: cysteine-type endopeptidase inhibitor activity. NCBI's taxonomy places the organism in Eukaryota, Evosea, Eumycetozoa, Acytosteliales, Acytosteliaceae. Gene Ontology annotation, cellular component: cytosol. The record is from RefSeq and is a predicted model, not a curated record. The transcript is spliced from 2 exons. The coding region runs from base 1 to 285 and encodes 94 amino acids.